Molecule: messenger RNA, 1317 nt
Organism: Chlorocebus sabaeus (green monkey)
Lineage: Eukaryota; Metazoa; Chordata; Mammalia; Primates; Cercopithecidae
Source: RefSeq, a predicted model, not a curated record
UCAAGAUGAUAUUUUAUUUCAUUAUUUUAUUUUUAGGUGAUUCCUCCUAAGGAGUGGAAGCCAAGACAGUGCUAUGAUGACAUUGAUAAUUUGCUCAUUCCAGCACCAAUUCAGCAGAUGGUCACAGGGCAGUCAGGACUGUUCACUCAGUACAACAUCCAGAAAAAAGCAAUGACUGUGAAGGAGUUCAGGCAGCUGGCCAACAGUGGCAAAUAUUGUACUCCAAGAUACUUGGAUUACGAAGAUUUGGAGCGCAAGUACUGGAAGAACUUAACUUUUGUGGCACCCAUCUAUGGUGCAGAUAUUAACGGGAGCAUAUAUGAUGAGGGUGUGGAUGAAUGGAACAUAGCUCGCCUGAAUACAGUCUUGGAUGUGGUUGAAGAAGAGUGUGGCAUUUCUAUUGAGGGUGUAAAUACCCCGUAUCUAUAUUUUGGCAUGUGGAAGACCACGUUCGCAUGGCACACCGAGGACAUGGACCUCUAUAGCAUUAAUUAUCUCCACUUUGGAGAGCCCAAGUCUUGGCAAGUUACUCGUUUAAUAUUCAUUUGCUUUGGAGUUUUGAAAUUUGGGCAUGAGGCACAUAUUGAAGAGGAUUUUGUUCUUUGAUUUGGUGGAUUCAGAUUUAUGUGAGCUGUAAGGAAGUUUUUGACCGUAAUAAUUAAUUGUCUUCUAUUCUGUCUGGGAUUGUGCUUGGGAACCAUAAACCCCGUGGUAAUUUGUACAGUCAUGCACUGUAUAACAACGUUUAGAUCAAUGAUGGACCGCAUAUACAGUGGUCAUCCUGAGUUUACAGUGCAAUUGGAAAACUCCUUUUCCAUGUUUAGAUAUGUUUAGCUACAUAAAUACUUUGUAGAUAAGUACUUCAUGUUAAAAUUGCCUACAAUAUUUAGUACAGUACAGAUUUGUAUCCUAGAAGCAAUAAGCUAUGCCAUAUAGCCUAGGUCUGUAGUAGAUCCACCAUCUAGAUUUGUGUAAGUCCACUCCAUGAUGUUCACACAAUGGCGAAAUUGCCUUACAACAUAUUUCUCAGAAAGUAUCUCUGUUAUUAAGUGAUACAUGACUGUAUAUGUAAAGUUGCCUGUAGUCCAUUUUGUGAGCUAUGAGUUGGUAGAUAAUUUAGGCUCCAAGAAUUUGUUAGGCGUCUUUACUUCUUUGAGCAUUUGUUGGAUUAUGUAUGUGGGAGGUAGUUAGAAGUGAAGAGUUGACUUCCUCGGUGUAGUUUCAAAUAGUCUUCAUGAUCUUCUAGUUCAUUCUCCUCUAAUUAUUUUUAUUUUAUUUUAAUUUUUUUUGAGGUGAAGUCUUGCUCUAUUGCCCAGG